Messenger RNA from Astyanax mexicanus (Mexican tetra), 7364 nucleotides. RefSeq lists its product as uncharacterized. The record is from RefSeq and is a predicted model, not a curated record. The transcript is spliced from 3 exons. Lineage: Eukaryota; Metazoa; Chordata; Actinopteri; Characiformes; Acestrorhamphidae. Gene Ontology annotation, molecular function: DNA helicase activity; ATP hydrolysis activity. Gene Ontology annotation, biological process: telomere maintenance; DNA repair. Bases 410 to 7330 code for a protein of 2306 amino acids.
UAAUUAAACAUUGUCUGUGUAUUGCAACUUUUACAAACUGUGUACCGUUAUCAAAAUGUGUAGGUUUCCAGUCUUGUCACUAACUCCAUUCUCUUUGUGUUUUCGGAAACUCCCUACUGGUGAAAAGGAGUAUUGGAGAGGAAACAGUUGUCGAAGAUGCCGCCCAGCAAAGCAUCCCGGAGGUCAGCUGCUGCGAAGAAGAGGAUGGCAGACAGGGCUGUGGCUAAGACUGACGGGGUUACUUCUUCAUCCCCUGACAAAAAAGAUCUGACUGACUCUGUUCCUGCAAGCCACAGCCCACCUGUGGGCCAAGCAGCAGCUGACACUUCUUUACCUCUGACUGACGGGGUUACGUCUUCAUCCCCUGACAAAAAAGACCUGACUGACGGGGUUACGCUUUUUCCCCAUUAUGAAAAACACUGACCCAAAAGCCAAUCUCUCAAGCAAUGUCACAAGCAAUGUCACAAGCAAUGUCACAAGCAAUGUCACAAGCAAUUUCUCAAGCAAUCUCUCAAGCCAUGUCUCAGUCAACCUCUCUGCAAAACUCUCUGCAGCUCUCUCUACCAAUCUCUCUGCCACUCAAAAUUGUAUGUCUUCACAUGUUUGUGCUGUUUAUCCUCAGGCCCAGAGACUGACUGGUUCUUUUCAUCAAGCACACUCACGGUUUGGCAUUAACAGUAAUAAACAGUGUGUUGCUAACAGUGUAACUGCAGUUAUGACUAGUAGAAUAAAGAAUGUGCUGACAUGGACAACACAAGACCUGGAUGCAGUCCUGCUUGAUGGAGACCAGUUCUACACUCACAUUAGAAAUGCUGGCAGGAUUCAUGAUGCUUCAGGAUACCUCUUUGUACAAGAUUUGCCUACAGAAUAUGCACUACAUGGUCAUAGGUUUGAACUGAAUUUCAGUGAUGAAAUGUUUACAGGACUGUUUAGUGUUACUGAAUAUGGAGAUAUGCAGAAUGUGUACAUGUCACAUGAUGAAGCCAUUGUAAGAGUGCUAUCUCAGUUUGAUGCUUGUCUGUUUACUGUGAAAGUCAAUACAUGUGCUAUCAUCAAACAGGACUCGUGGUAUGUCAUUAUUGACUCGCAUGCGAGAAACACACACGGUGCAGUAGAUGGUUCAGGUAAAAGCUUACUAGCUUAUUAUGCUAACUUGGAGUCACUUCUCAACCACGUCACAAUCCUGGGUCUGUCAUUGCAAGCAGAAGGUGAGCCGUUUGAAGUAACUGGUGUUGUAGUGGUUUCAAAUUACAUGGGGCAGCAGACUUCUGAAGCACACACGCAGGUAACUGAGGGUGUAAAUGUGAGGAAUGAACUGAAAGAUGCUGCAGAUAAAAUGAACACUGUGAAAGACAGGGUAAGCAACAGGCUGCUCUAUAGUGAAGCUGUAAAAGCUAAACAUGAUGUGUGCAAAAUUCAACGUCUGAAAGCAAAUAGUGAACCGCAGGUUACAGCAGAAAGGAAAGCUAAACAUGUGACAAGUUCAGCCAAUCAGGUUCUCACAAGUGACUCUGAUGUCAUGUUUAUGAGCAAGACUCCAAGCGAAAGCUUUCAGUAUGGUCCAAUAACAGUGCAGCAACAAAAAAACCUGUGUCUGAAACUCAAUGUUGUGUACAAUGAAUCUAGACAGAAGCAACUGUGUGAAUUGACUUCAGUAGGAGAACCUUGUGAAACGCAGAGGAUAACAGGGGAUGAUUACAGGAAUCUCCUUAAAAAAACAAGUAAACGUAAAUAUGACAAAGAUCAGGAAUACAGAGAGUACAAAAAACAUUCAAGUGUAAUGAAAUACAAUACAGACAAGGAACACCGAGAGCAUGUCAAACAAUUGAGUGUAAUUAAGUACAAUACAGAUGACGAGCACAGACAGCAUGUCAAACAAUUGAGUGUAAUUAAGUACAAUACAGAUGACGAGCACAGACAGCAUGUCAAACAAUUGAGUGUAAUUAAGUACAAUACAGAUGACGAGCACAGAGAGCAUGUAAAGCAGAUUUCAAUUUCAAAAUACAAAGCAGACAGAUCAUUUGCCCAGGGUGUGAAAAACAGAAACAUAGAAAGAAGACAAAUAAAUAAAAACAAAAGAAAAGAAACUGAUUUUGUAAUUACACAGUUCAAAAACAAAAUAAGCACAGGUCCAGAAUACGUGUGUGCGGUUUGUCACAGAGCUCUGUUCAAACACCAAGUCAUACGAUGUCGAAAACAUGAAUAUUUGAAAAAAGAUCCAGCGGUUGCAUGUAUAGCGGAAAGGUGUGUCACUGAGGAUUAUUUGCAUAUUUGCAAUAAGAGCUGUGAUGUACAUUGUGCCAUUAAAAGUAGCCCGGCUGGUUCUCUUUGGAUUUGUUAUACUUGUCACAGAAAGAUUUGUAAUGCAAAAAUGCCAGAACAGAGUGUUGUGAAUAAUCUGUCACUAGAUCCAGUCCCUCAUGAAUUGCAAACAUUAAAUUCAUUGGAAUGUCAUUUGAUUGCAAUGCAUAUACCAUUCAUGAAGAUUGUGCCGCUGCCAAAAGGAACACAGAGCUCUGUCGUAGGCCCAAUAACCUGUGUGCCAUCAAAUGUAGCUGAUGCAGCUGAGCUUUUACCAAGAUCAGAACAUGCUGAUCUCAUGAUCCGUGUGAAAUUGAAAAGAAAGUUGACAUACAAGGGGCAUUAUAAGUAUGAAUUUGUCCACCCAGAGAAAAUUCAAAAUGCACUGAUGUACCUAAAAAACCAUAACAAAUUCUACAGUGAUGUUAAAUUCAACAAUGAUUGGAUUAAUCCACUGAGCAACACUGCAGAAGCAGAUGAGUGUGAUGACCAAAGUGAACAAGCUGGUAAUGAGAAAGACACUGACAAUACCAAUGAGGAUGAGAACAUUGAUGAAACUCUUCUUGACCGACAACAGCAUGGCAUGUUUAUGGAUACUUGUUUACAACCUGUUGAUGUAGCACAAGAGGUUCUGGAUCAGCAUUUUGAUGGAAUCAUGUCUGUAGCACCUGCAGAAGGAAAUAAUCCAGUCAGGCUAUUAACUGAUGAGUCAAACGAGGCCAAAUGCUUCCCAGUUCUGUUCCCUAAAGGCACAGGUACUUUUCAUGAGACAAGACCAGAAAGGCUGACAUUAUGUCAAUAUUUAAACUCAAGAAUACUCAAUGCAGAUGGAAGAUUUGCUAAAAACUUGGACUUUAUCUUUUAUGGCCAGUAUUUGUCAGAACUAAAUCAGGUUGUAUCAAAUGUAUCAAUCGCAUUGAGAAAAGGACAUUCCACACAGAAAUCAGAAGUUACUUCAGAAAUGUUGACAAACCAUGAAUCCUUACGACGCAUUUUACAUUUUGAUGAAGGCUAUAAAUUCUUAAAACCUAUCAGAGGUACUCCAGUGUUCUGGCAAAGCGUGCAGAAAGAUUUGUUUGCAAUGGUCAGACAACUAGGAAUUCCAACCUGGUUUGCUUCGUUUUCCUCUGCUGACCUCCGGUGGCCAGAACUCAUGCAAACAAUCCUGAAACAAGAAGGAAAACAUGUAUCAGCUGGUGAGCUUGAUUGGUCAGAGAGAUGUCACCUGCUGAAAAGUAACCCUGUGACUGCUGCUAGAAUGUUUGACCAUCGAUUUCACUGUUUCCUUAAAGAUGUCAUCAUGUCUGAAGCCAAACCAAUUGGAGAGAUCACUGAUUUUUUCAUGAGAGUUGAGUUCCAGAAUCGUGGUUCACCUCACACUCAUUGUCUUUUCUGGGUAAAAGAUGCUCCACAGAUAGACAGAGAUGAUGAUGUGCUUGUUUGUCAGUUUAUUAAUCAGUAUGUCACAUGUGAAUUGCCUUCAGAUGAGGACAGAGAAAUGCAUGACAUAGUGUCACAAGUUCAGAUGCACAGCAAGAGACACUCAAAAACAUGCAAAAAAAAGGGAACAACAUGCAGAUUUAACUUUCCACGUCCUCCAAGUAACAGAACAUUUAUUACACGAUGUAAGACUGAGGAACAUAAAAAUGACAAUAAUGAUGAAAAUGAAAAAGCUAGCAAAUCCGCAAAGACGAUGGAAGUAGAAUUAGCAAGUACAAUAUUAAAAGGAGUCAGAAAUGCUUUAUCAAAUACUGAGGCCACAUUUGACUCUGUUGACUCUUUAUUUGCUUCCCUUGAUAUAAAUCAAGAAAUCUUUGAAGCAGCAUAUCAAACAAUGACCAAGAAAACCAGUGUUGUGUUGAAGAGGAAACCAUGUGAUGUUUGGGUGAAUCAGUAUAACACAGAUCUUCUAAAAGCAUGGAAUGCAAAUAUGGACAUACAGUUUGUAGUCGAUGCAUAUUCCUGUAUUGUUUAUAUCAUCUCAUACAUAUCAAAAGCAGAGAGAGAAAUGGGGCUGUUGUUGUCACAUGCACAAAAAGAAGCGUCAGAGCAAGGCAAUCUUGAUGCUAAACAAGCUAUGCGCAAACUUGGCAGUGUUUUCUUGCAUAAUCGUGAAGUUUCAGCUCAAGAAAGUGUGUAUCGUCUUACGAAUAUGAAAUUAAAACAGGCAUCUCGUAAAGUGCAAUUUGUUCCAACUGGUGACACAAUCAGAAUGAGUCUUCCACUAAAUGUCAUACAGAGGAAAGCUCAGUGCAGCGAUGAUGACAGUGACAAUAUUUGGAUGUACAGCAUUUCUGACAGAUAUAAGAACAGACCUAAAAGCAAGGAAUUUGAAGAAAUGUGUUUGGCAAGGUUUGCAUCAGAAUAUAGAAUAUUGUCUAAAUCGGAACAUUCAUCCAGUGACAGCAUCAAACUUUUGAAAGAUUCAGGAUUUGCCAAGAAAAGGUCACGAACAGAAGCUGCUGUGAUUCGAUAUGCCCGUUUCUCACCAACAAAAAAUCCAGAGAAAUAUUAUGAAAGCAUUUUAGAGUUGUUUUUGCCUCACUACCUCAAAUCACAACUAAAACCAUCCACUUUCCAGACAUAUCAAGAGUUUUAUGAAACUGGGUCUGUGAAAUAUUCUGAUAAUGAACUUGUCUCAGUGAAAGUCACAGUAGACACAAAUAUGGCCAUGUUUGAAAAAGAGAGUGACUCCAUAGACAAAGCUCAGGAAGACCUAGAUGCACAUGGUCCAAUGGAAGAUGCAUGGGCACAACUUUGUCCAGAGACUGAGCGUGAACGUUUAGAAUGCAUUGAGCAGAAACAGAAGGAAAUUCCAGAAAUAACUGAAAACAGUGACAUCAUACCUGACCUUUUUCCCAAGGAAAUCUAUUCAUUACAGGAUAAUUCUCAUAACAUGCCAAAGGAAGAAGCUAUGGCUCUACUACGUUCAAUGAAUGAGACACAGUCCCAGAUAUUUUAUAAAAUCCGACACUGGUGUUUACAAAAGGCACGUGGUGACACUCCAGAACCCUUUCAUGUGUUUAUAUCAGGCCCUGGAGGUGUAGGGAAAUCUAUGCUGAUUAAAGCAAUACAUUAUGAAGCACAUCGUAUCCUAUCUCGCUUAUCAAAUAAUCCUGAUGACACACGUGUGUUACUGACAGCUCCAACUGGUGUAAGUGCUUAUAACAUUAAUGCUGCAACAAUACAUACUUCUUUAGCUAUUGGUACAGAUGUAAAGCUACCAUAUCAACCACUGGGAGAUGAGAAAAUUAAUUCUCUGAGAACAAAGUUGGGAAACCUGGAUAUAUUAAUUAUUGAUGAAAUUUCAAUGGUUGAUCACAAACUCCUUGCAUAUGUUCAUGGCAGACUGAGGCAGAUCAAACAAACUGGAGAUUAUUCACCUUUUGGAAAGGUUUCUAUCAUCGCAGUUGGAGACUUUUAUCAGCUCAAUCCAGUUAAGGGUAAAGCUUUAUAUGCUGAUCAUGUGGGAAUUAAUCUGUGGCAAGACCAUUUUGCUUUGGCUGAGUUGAGUCAGAUAAUGAGACAGAAAGAUGUGGAAUUCGCACAGUUGCUCAAUCGAUUAAGGAAACGACAGAAAUCUCAUCCAUUGCUGGAAAAAGAUAUAAGUAUGCUGAAACAGUGUGAAACUGGUGAAGAACACAUGACUUACAAUUUGCAUAUUUAUGCCACAAAUAAUGAAGUUGAUGACCACAAUAGAGAAAUGCUUCACAAGACAUGCAAAGAUACUAUAGUUAUUCGAGCACAAGAUUAUGAGAGAGACCCGAAAACUGGACACUUUCAAAAAGUAAAGGGCCACCACAGCAAUGUUUGCAAGACAUGUCUUUCACGAUCACUUCACAUUGCAGUUAAUGCAAGAGUCAUGCUUCUUAAAAACAUUGAUGUUUCAGAUGGACUUGUGAAUGGUGCUUUUGGUACAGUUAGUGAUAUACAUUUUAAUCCUGGAGAAGAUUUCCCAUCAAACGUAUAUGUGACAUUUGACAAUGAAAGAGCUGGUAGAGCCUUACGAGCAAAACGGCCAUCCUUAAAACCAGGACUGGAAAAGGCUACACCAAUGGAACCAGAAGAAGAGAGAGUCACAAGAAGUGGUGGCAUACGACGACAGUUUCCCCUGAAAUUAUCUUGGGCUUGCACUAUUCACAAAGUACAAGGUCUAACUGUGGAUAAAGCUGUUGUAUCACUUAAAAAGAUAUUUGCACCUGGACAAGCAUAUGUGGCAUUAAGUCGUGUGACUUCUCUGGAAGGUCUCAUUAUAGAAGAUUUCAAGGAAACAGCUAUUUAUGCAAAACCUGAUAUAGAAAGUUUCAUGCAAACUAUGCCCGCAUUUGUGGAGCCACUUACAGAAACACAUCUGUCAUUAUUAUCAUGUAAAGUACUUCUGCACAAUGUUCAAGGGUUGUCAUGUCACCUGGAAGACAUAAAACAAGACAAAAGGUAUAUGGAAGCUGAUAUUAUUUGCAUGACAGAAACAUGGGUACAGUCAAGUCAUAGUGAAAAUGAUCUACAAAUAAGUGGAUUUUCAUUCUGCAACAGCCCAAGGUCUGUUUCAUAUGACAAAAGUGAGGAACUCUUUGCUAAGUUGAAAGAAAAAGAACAUGGUGGUGUUGGUGUGUAUUACAAAACACAGAUCAACUGUAGUUUUGUUGAUUUACCCUGUAUGAACAUAGAGUGCAUGCAGUUUACUAUUCCCCACCUGAACUCAACAGCUGCAAUUGUGUAUAGACCACCUUCAUACAGUUUAAAAGCAUUUGUUAACAAGCUGUCAAAUGUAAUCAGUGUCAUUGACACGUUUGCAGGAGGAAAAAUUAUUAUGGGUGACUUCAAUGAAAACCUUUUUGUGUCCAAUACAGUGAGUGAAAUAAUGCAGCAUAAUGGCUUCACUCAAAUUGUAAAAGAUGCAACCACUGAAAAUGGCACUUUAAUUGAUCAUAUAUAUAUUAAAGACAUUGCAAUUGAGAGUAUAUGUGUUUCUGUAAUGCCUACUUAUUUCAGCUAUCAUGAAUGUGUUGUAUUAACUUGCUUGUAUUAAAGGUGUAUAAUGGCAGCUAUAUGAAGAUUCGUCC